AUGCCCGAAAAAAUAUCCGUCCUCUUUGUCUGUCUGGGCAACAUUUGCCGCUCGACCAUGGCCGAGGGCAUCUUUCGGCACCUGGCGCAGAAGCCCGAGUGGAAGGACAAGAUUGGUCGCAUUGAUUCCUGCGGCACAGCGGCAUAUCACACGGGCGACUCGCCCGACGACCGCACCAUGGCGACGCUCGAGGAGAAUGGCAUCACAGACUACCACCACUCUGCGCGACGUUUUGCCACGUCGGACUUUGAAAAGUUUGACUACAUCUUCGCCAUGGACCGCUCCAACCUGUCCGACCUGGUGCGCUUACAGCGCGGCAACCCCGACGCCAAGGCGCGCGUCAUGCUCUUUGGCGAGUACAGCGGCGCCGGCAAGGCCGAAAUCGUAAACGAUCCGUACUAUGGCGGCGAUGCGGGCUUCAAGCGCGCUUUUGAGCAGUGCACGCGCUUUUCGCAGAACUUCUUGGCAGAGGUGGUGGACGGCGGCGGCGAGAAGACGGCGUCGCUGUAG
Beauveria bassiana ARSEF 2860 is the source of this 510-nucleotide messenger RNA. Its product is annotated as low molecular weight phosphotyrosine phosphatase. Gene Ontology annotation, molecular function: non-membrane spanning protein tyrosine phosphatase activity; acid phosphatase activity. NCBI's taxonomy places the organism in Eukaryota, Fungi, Ascomycota, Sordariomycetes, Hypocreales, Cordycipitaceae. Gene Ontology annotation, cellular component: cytoplasm. The record is from RefSeq and is a predicted model, not a curated record. The transcript has 3 exons. Gene Ontology annotation, biological process: protein dephosphorylation. The coding region runs from base 1 to 510 and encodes 169 amino acids.